Messenger RNA from Calidris pugnax (ruff), 8409 nucleotides. RefSeq names its product kinesin family member 1A (gene KIF1A). The record is from RefSeq and is a predicted model, not a curated record. NCBI's taxonomy places the organism in Eukaryota, Metazoa, Chordata, Aves, Charadriiformes, Scolopacidae. Gene Ontology annotation, biological process: vesicle-mediated transport; microtubule-based movement; cytoskeleton-dependent intracellular transport. The coding region runs from base 44 to 5557 and encodes 1837 amino acids. The transcript has 50 exons. Gene Ontology annotation, molecular function: microtubule binding; ATP binding; ATP hydrolysis activity. Gene Ontology annotation, cellular component: axon; microtubule; kinesin complex.
AGCCAUUGCUCCCUGCUAGCAGGACCCACCUCCGGCUGGCGCGAUGGCGGGAGCAUCUGUGAAGGUGGCAGUGCGCGUCCGGCCCUUCAACUCCCGGGAGAUGAGCCGGGAAUCUAAAUGCAUUAUCCAGAUGUCAGGAAGUACCACCACUAUCCUGAACCCGAAGCAGCCCAAAGAGACACCAAAAAGCUUCAGCUUUGACUAUUCCUACUGGUCCCAUACCACGCCUGCAGACAUCAACUAUGCAUCUCAGAAGCAAGUGUACCAGGACAUUGGCGAGGAGAUGUUGCAACAUGCCUUUGAAGGCUAUAACGUCUGCAUCUUUGCCUACGGGCAGACGGGUGCCGGAAAAUCCUACACCAUGAUGGGGAAGCAGGAAAAGGACCAGCAAGGCAUCAUCCCGCAGCUCUGCGAGGACCUCUUCUCCCGCAUCAAUGAGACGACGAAUGACAACAUGUCCUACUCCGUGGAGGUGAGCUACAUGGAGAUAUACUGCGAGCGUGUGAGGGACCUCCUGAAUCCCAAGAAUAAGGGUAACCUGCGGGUGAGGGAGCAUCCCCUUAUGGGUCCAUACGUGGAGGACCUUUCCAAGCUGGCCGUGACCUCCUACAAUGACAUCCAGGACCUCAUGGAUUCUGGCAACAAGGCCCGCACGGUGGCUGCCACCAACAUGAAUGAGACCAGCAGCCGCUCCCACGCCGUGUUCAACAUCAUCUUCACUCAGAAGCGGCAUGACGCUGAGACGGACAUCACCACUGAGAAGGUCAGCAAAAUCAGCUUGGUGGACCUGGCAGGGAGCGAGCGAGCUGACUCCACCGGUGCGAAAGGCACAAGACUAAAGGAAGGAGCAAACAUCAACAAGUCCUUGACAACUCUGGGGAAAGUCAUCUCUGCCCUAGCUGAAAUGGAUUCGGGGCCGAAUAAGAACAAAAAGAAGAAGAAGACAGAUUUCAUUCCCUACCGGGAUUCGGUGCUGACCUGGCUCCUGCGGGAGAACCUGGGGGGCAACUCCAGGACAGCCAUGGUCGCUGCUCUCAGUCCUGCUGACAUCAACUACGAUGAGACCCUCAGCACCCUCAGGUAUGCUGACCGUGCUAAGCAGAUCCGUUGCAAUGCUGUCAUCAAUGAGGACCCCAACAACAAGCUCAUCCGGGAGCUGAAGGACGAGGUGGCACGGCUGCGUGACCUUCUCUAUGCCCAGGGCCUUGGGGACAUCAUUGACACCCAUCCUGCUGCGGGAGGAUCCAAAUAUGUGUCCGACUUUGAGAACAAUAAUGAUGCUAGAGGGGCAGAGCUGAGUCACCGCCAUGACAAUCUCUCCACAGUGACCAACGCCAUCGCUGGGAUCAGCCCCUCUUCCUCCCUGUCAGCCUUGUCCAGCCGCGCUGCCUCCGUCGCCAGCCUCCACGAGCGCAUCAUGUUUGCUCCGGGCAGCGAAGAGGCAAUCGAAAGGCUGAAGGAAACAGAGAAGAUCAUCGCCGAGCUGAAUGAGACGUGGGAGGAGAAGCUGCGGAGGACAGAAGCAAUCCGCAUGGAAAGGGAAGCGUUGCUGGCUGAAAUGGGGGUGGCCAUGAGGGAGGAUGGAGGCACCUUGGGUGUUUUCUCUCCUAAAAAGACACCCCACUUGGUCAACCUGAACGAGGACCCGCUUAUGUCUGAGUGUCUUCUCUACUACAUCAAGGAUGGGAUAACAAGGGUUGGCCGAGAAGAUGCAGAGAAGAGGCAGGACAUCGUUCUCAGUGGGCACUUCAUUAAGGAAGAGCACUGCCUUUUCCGCAGUGACACCAAAACUGGCGGUGAAGUAAUAGUGACCCUAGAGCCCUGUGAAGGUGCCGACACCUACGUGAAUGGCAAAAAGGUGACGGAGCCCAGCAUCCUGCGCUCAGGAAAUCGCAUCAUUAUGGGCAAGAGCCACGUCUUCCGCUUCAACCACCCCGAGCAGGCUCGGCAGGAGCGGGAGCGGACUCCAUGUGCCGAGACCCCUGCUGAGCCCGUGGACUGGGCUUUCGCCCAAAGAGAGCUGCUGGAGAAGCAGGGCAUUGACAUGAAGCAGGAAAUGGAGCAACGGCUCCAGGAAUUGGAGGACCAGUACCGGCGGGAGCGGGAGGAGGCAAAUUACCUUCUAGAGCAGCAGAGGCUGGACUAUGAGAGCAAAUUGGAGGCUUUGCAGAAGCAGAUGGACUCUAGGUAUUACCCUGAGGCAAAUGAGGAAGAGGAAGAACCUGAGGAUGAAGUGCAGUGGACAGAGAGAGAGUUCGAGCUGGCCCUCUGGGCCUUUAGGAAGUGGAAAUGGUACCAGUUCACCUCCCUCCGUGACUUGCUCUGGGGCAAUGCCAUCUUCCUCAAGGAAGCCAAUGCCAUCAGCGUGGAGCUGAAGAAGAAGGUACAGUUCCAGUUCGUGCUCCUCACUGACACGCUGUACUCACCUCUCCCUCCUGACCUGCUGCCUCCUGAUGCCGCCAAAGACCGGGAGAAGCGGCCAUUCCCUCGGACCAUUGUGGCCGUAGAGGUGCAGGACCAGAAGAAUGGGGCAACGCAUUACUGGACCCUGGAGAAGCUGAGGCAACGCCUGGACCUCAUGCGUGAAAUGUACGACCGUGCAGCGGAAGUGCCUUCUAGUGUCAUUGAGGACUGCGACAACGUGGUGACUGGUGGAGAUCCUUUCUAUGACCGCUUCCCCUGGUUCAGGCUGGUCGGCAGUUCAGAUAUCUCUGGCUGCAACAGCUCUCCUCUUUUCAACACAUGCAUGAGCGAGCGCAUGGCUGAUCUCACCCCCUCCCCUACCUUCUCGAACCCCGACUCCGACAUCACCGAGCCUGCUGACGAGCAGCACCAGGGGCAGGAGGAGGAGGAGGAGGAGGAGGAGGAGGCGGAGGACCUGGAGGAAGACAUCUUUCCGGAGUGCCCGCUGUGUGAUGGCCAGGAUCCAUUUUACGACCGCUCCCCCCUGUUCAGUUUAGUAGGAAGGGCCUUCGUCUACCUGAGCAACCUCCUCUACCCUGUGCCCCUGGUCCACCGCGUGGCCAUCGUCAGCGAGAAGGGUGAGGUGAAGGGCUUCCUGCGCGUGGCUGUCCAGGCCAUCUCAGCGGAUGAGGAAGCCCCCGACUACGGCUCUGGUGUGCGGCAGUCAGGGACAGCCAAGAUAUCCUUUGAUGAUCAGCACUUUGAGAAGUUCCAGUCAGAGUCAUGCCCAGCUGUGGGCAUGUCUCGCUCGGGGACCUCCCAGGAGGAGCUGCGCAUCGUCGAAGGCCAGGGGCAGGUCAGCGACAUGGGGCCCUCUGCGGAUGAAGUCAACAACAACACCUGCGCAGUGACCCCAGAGGAUCUUCUGGAGAGCCCAGAGAAGCCUGCAUCAGAUGGGCCGCUGGAGACGGCUCUGGACCACCUGAAGCUGGGCAGCAUCUUCACUUUCCGCGUGACGGUCCUGCAAGCCUCCAGCAUCUCUGCGGAAUACGCAGACAUCUUCUGCCAGUUCAACUUCAUACAUCGCCACGACGAGGCCUUUUCGACAGAGCCCUUGAAGAACACGGGACGGGGGCCACCAUUGGGCUUCUAUCACGUCCAAAAUAUCGCUGUGGAGGUGACCAAGUCCUUCAUUGAAUACAUCAAGAGCCAGCCAAUUGUAUUUGAAGUCUUUGGGCACUACCAGCAGCACCCCUUCCCACCCCUCUGCAAAGAUGUCCUGAGCCCACUGAGGCCAUCCCGACGUCACUUUCCCCGUGUGAUGCCACUCUCCAAACCAGUGCCUGCCACGAAGCUGAGCACCAUGACUCGGCCCAGCCCUGGCCCGUGCCAGUGCAAGUAUGACCUGAUGGUCUUCUUCGAGAUCUGUGAGCUGGAGGCCAAUGGCGACUACAUCCCUGCUGUCGUGGACCACCGUGGAGGCAUGCCAUGCCAUGGGACCUUUCUCCUCCACCAGGGCAUCCAGAGGAGAAUCACUGUCACCUUGGUGCACGAAACGGGCAGCCUCAUCCGCUGGAAGGAAGUGCGGGAGCUGGUUGUGGGUCGGAUCCGGAACACCCCAGAAGCAGACGAGUCUCUCAUUGAUCCAAACAUCCUGUCCUUGAACAUCCUCUCCUCUGGGUACAUCCACCCUUCCCAGGACGACCGGCAGUUUCUUGAUUCGGAUAUGCCUAGCAUUUCAUUCGGAAAUGACACUAGGACUUUCUACCAGUUUGAGACGGCGUGGGAUAGCUCCAUGCACAACUCGCUGCUGCUCAACCGCGUCACCCCGUACCGGGAGAAAAUCUACAUCACCCUUUCCGCCUACAUCGAGAUGGAGAACUGCACUCAGCCUGCUGUCAUCACCAAAGAUUUCUGCAUGGUUUUCUACUCCCGGGAUGCCAAGCUUCCUGCCUCUCGCUCCAUCCGCAACCUUUUUGGCAGUGGCAGCCUGCGAGCUUCUGAGAGCAACCGUGUGACAGGAGUCUACGAGCUCAGCCUCUGCCGCGUGGCUGACACUGGCAGCCCAGGCAUGCAGAGACGGCGCCGGCGUGUCCUGGACACCUCCGUAGCCUAUGUGCGGGGAGAGGAGAACCUGGCUGGGUGGCGGCCCCGCAGCGACAGCCUCAUCCUCGACCAUCAGUGGGAGCUGGAGAAACUCAGCCUCUUGCAAGAAGUGGAGAAGACAAGGCACUACCUGCUCCUGCGUGAGAAGCUGGAGACCACACAGCGCCUGGCCCUGGAGACCCUGUCCCCCUGCUCCAGUGAGGACUCUGAGUCCCGAAGCACAUCCUGCGUCUCCUCCCCACUCUCUGUCGAUGGGCCCCCCGAGGGCCGCAGCUCUCUCCCCGAGACCCCCAGUGAGCGGCAGAAGGAGCUAGCCGUGAAGUGCUUGCGCCUGCUGACGCACACCUUCAACAGGGAGUACAGCCACAGCCACGUCUGCAUUAGUGCCAGCGAGAGCAAGCUGUCCGAAAUGUCUGUGACCCUGAUGAGGGACCCCUCCAUGCCAGCUCUUGGGGUGACCACUCUCACCCCUUCCUCGACCUGCCCAUCGCUGGUGGAAGGACGCUACAAUGCCAUGGAGGUCAGUCCCUCCUCUCUCUCCAGAUCCCCCCAGGUCUCCUCCAGGGCAGAGAGCCCUGACCUGGAGCCUGCAGUAGAAGGAGAGCAGAAGAAGUCCCCGGCCCGCCGGCCUGAGGAGGAGAAGGAGCCCCAGCGUUUGCUGGUGCCUGACAUCCAGGAGAUCCGGGUCAGCCCCAUCAUCUCCAAAAAGGGCUAUUUGCACUUCCUGGAGCCCCACACCAAUGGGUGGGUGAAGCGCUUUGUGGUGGUCCGGCGCCCAUAUGUCUACAUCUACAACUCGGACAAGGAUGCGGUCGAGAGGGCCAUACUCAACCUCUCUAAGGCCCAGGUGGAAUACAGUGAGGACCAGCAGGCCAUGCUCAAGCAGACCCCGAACACGUUUGCGGUGUGCACGGAGCACCGAGGCAUCCUGCUGCAGGCAAGCAGUGACAAGGACAUGCACGACUGGCUCUACGCCUUCAACCCCCUUCUGGCUGGGUCCAUAAGAUCCAAGCUGUCCAGAAGGAGAACAGCCCAGACAAGAAUCUAACCUGAGAACCACCUUCCACCUCAUCCAUCUGCCAGCAGGAUCAAGAUUGCUGAUUCUGUCUCAAGACUCCCCAUGUUAACGUCUGAUCUCUCACACCAUCUGCUGCCCCAGCUGUCUGCUCCAUGGAAGAAUCUGUCUUGAUUCACACCUUCAAGGGGGAAACUCACUUCUGUUCGUAGCUGCAAAAGCCUCGACCCGUCUGCGCAGGAUUUCUUGCGCGCAUGCCAUCUUCUGCCCAUCCCCCCAUGGGUGACCUUCAUGUCACACCAUCUGUAAUGCUCCAGAAAGGUCUCUGUUGGAGGGGAGGGGGCGAAGGAGGGUGUUUUUGGCCAAAAGCUGAUCUUUGAUCUACAGAGGUGGGAGUGCGCUAAAGCUCGGAGGUGGGACAGCAGGAGGAAUUGCCUCCACACGAAGGGAAAGUGGUAGUUUAGGUAUGGGAAUUUCCUAGUUUCUUGAUGUUUCUGCAAGAGAUGGCAGAGUAAGAUCAGGUGUCAGUAGUUUAAGAUGAUAUUUAUAAAGUAUUUAUUUCUAUUUAUGUUAAAAAAACCCCAUAAGUUGGGUCCUGGUCCCUAGACAACGCCUCCCCCAGUCAGGGGAGAGCCUUCGUGGUGGGCUAGGGUCCCAGAGAUGCCUUCCCUGGGACAUCCCUGGCAUGUGCCUGGUGGCGGUGGCACUCUCGCCCUCGUUCUUGGCCCUUCCCCAACCCUAUGCUUUGUCCCCCCUGCAGCUUAAGCUACUUCUCCUCAGUGGUGACUGGACGGUCCACCGUGUCUUCCCAAAGGAGGCAAUUCAUACCUGCCCCAUCUACCUCUGGAGGUGGGGAGUCCACCAUCUCCGCAUGCCCCACAGCACCCACAUCCAUGUGGAUAAAUCACCAUUGCUUCAGAGCUUGGUUCUGCUGAAGGGAAAAGGAGGGCUUUGGGGACAGCUCAGCCUGCCACCUGGUGUGAGGCUGUCCUUCCCAACCAAAAGCAUGCGGAUGCCCUCCACUAUCCCAGCUUGGGAGCCCCGGGGGCAGAUGAUGGGGAGUGUGGAGGUUCACCAGUUGCUUACAAAGCCAGAUGGGAAAAUUCCCCAGGAGUCAGGGCUAGGAAUGACCGUCCCAAUCCACAGGAUCCUUGUCUCCCUUUCCCUAAAAGGGCUGUCCCAUCCCUUCUUCUCCUGGAAGCAUGACAGGCUUGAAGCAGGUCUGAGGAGCAGAGGAGAGCGUCGGGGAGGGGAUGGGGCUUCUUUUUACUGUUGUAGCUGGCAUUUUCUCACUCCUCUUCCCCUGCUGCAGAAGCAAGCGCCCACCUCCUUCCCACCCUGCCUCCAUCAGCGCAUUGAUCCAGGAGGCUUCCCAGGGUGGAAGUGGCUUCGCUGAAAAGACCUCCUCCUCCAGCCAUCACCACUUCUCACCUCCCCCAGCAGCAGCUCUCCCUCUCCUCCUUCUCCCAUCUCUCACCCAUGGGGGGGUGCUUUCAUUUGGGGCUUCCCGAGCGGCUGGCAGCAUCUGGCACAGCUCCGGGUGGGAAGGUGAGCAUCUUCUUCCACGGACCUCCCAGGCACCCUCCCAGCUUUGCUGUCAUGCCUUCGUGGCUGAACCUUCCCUCGCACAGCACGGCUGCGCCUUGGCUCUGCUGCACCUCCCCACGCUGUCUGUGAUGUGUGUGUGUGUGUGUGUGUGUGUCAGAGAUGGUGCUGUCUUCUCAUUAUGCUGGUGUCGUGGGGGACACGGACAGGUUAGGGACAUGGCAGGUGGGCAGAGGCUUGCAGGGACCCCCCCCCUCGCUGCAUGUUAGGCACUUUUCAGCUUGAGUUUUAGCUUAGGGAAAUAGUUUGAGGAUCCUUCCUGAGCCACUGCCCGUUUCUUCCCAGCCUUGCUGCAGCUCCUUGGGUGUCUCACCCUGUUGCUCCAGCCAAAGCCACAGCAGAGCUGCUCUUCCCAGCCCUGCUCCCUAGGGAGACGGCAGCUUGCCUGCCCAGGACAAGUUCACCAUCAAGCUGGGGUUUUGUUCCCCCUCUGAUCUGUUUUAGAGACCUGGAGGCUGACUUGUGCCCUUCAUGGAGGGAGAGGUGCCCAUCUUGGGGCGUGGAGGGGCAGAGCUGUGGCCGGGGUGAAGCAGGGCCCCAGGCUGCAACAUCCCGGCUCUUGUGCGAGGACUAUGUGCUACCAUCCUAAAUGUCAACGUAAGGGGCUAGAGGUGGAAACGGUGGGUGCCCUAGGGAAGAAGAGGGGAGGCUCUUCCAGGGCAGAGGCAGCUUCUGGCAGAGACAGGACCCGUGUCUGCCAGGGACCAGACACAGGCUCACCGGCCAAGGCCAGGCAACGCUGCCUGUGCCACAGGCGAGGGGUGGCUGUGGGAUGGGCAUCCUCCAGCCAGAGCUGAAGCAUGCCUGAGGCCAGCAAACCUGCAGAGCAGCCAGCUCGGCUGGCGGCCGCUAUCCUCAGGGCCAAGGGAGACAUGGCUGCUCACUGGAGGCUUGCAAUGGGACAUCCCCCGCUCGUAGGCAAACGCUUGCUGUCUUACCAGCUCUGCUCUUGCCAGCACCACACAAUCCCCCAGCCGGGUCCCUGUCCACCCGCCCCCUCCCCCGCCACAGCCCCCUGGGACAAGGGUUGCAAACACAAGGUUUAGGCGUGACUGUGAGCCCCGUCGGGAGCGAAACGUCUCAGGGGGAUGGCGGCACGGAGGGUGGGGGCCUGCAAAGAAGGGAGGCCACCUUUCACGCCCUCUGGUCCCUGCCGGUGAUGGCGGCACCCCCGGGCCCUCCCUGCCCUGUGCCCGGGGGUUGGCGCCUCGGGUCCCAGCCGUCCGCGUGCACCUGAGGCUUGUUCGGUUCUGAAAUAAAUGUGGCAUUUAACGCAAACA